Messenger RNA from Nomascus leucogenys (northern white-cheeked gibbon), 5387 nucleotides. It is a transcript of the gene TPCN1, whose product is annotated as two pore segment channel 1. Gene Ontology annotation, molecular function: voltage-gated channel activity; monoatomic ion channel activity. Gene Ontology annotation, cellular component: endosome membrane; lysosomal membrane. The coding region runs from base 312 to 2894 and encodes 860 amino acids. Gene Ontology annotation, biological process: transmembrane transport; monoatomic ion transport. Lineage: Eukaryota; Metazoa; Chordata; Mammalia; Primates; Hylobatidae. The transcript is spliced from 28 exons. The record is from RefSeq and is a predicted model, not a curated record.
GAGAGGACGGUAGGCGGCGGAUGGGAGAGCUGGCGCAGCUGCCCUGGUGGCAGUGGCUGAAGUGGCGGCGGCUUCGGCGGCUGCGGCGGCUGCAACAGCUUCGGGCUCGGGGUUUUGGCGGCGGCGCCGGCGGGCUGGGCUGCGCGGUGCGGACCCCGGCGCGCGGUCCGGGUUGCUGGGGCGGCGCGUAAGAUGCCUCUAAUGGAGGAGUUUCUGAGCAGCACCCCUGGCCCAGUGGCUUUGAAAGGGAGCUCAAACCAGAGACUGUUUCAAGCCCUGGAUAUCACAUCCUGAGGGCCACAGAAGAGAACAUGGCUGUGAAUUUGGAUGACGACGUGCCGCUCAUCCUGACCUUGGACGAGGGUGGCAGUGCCCCACUGGCUCCCUCCAACGGCCUGGGCCAAGAAGAGCUACCUAGCAAAAAUGGCGGCAGCUAUGCCAUCCAUGACUCUCAGGCCCCCAGUCUCAGCUCUGGGGGUGAGAGUUCCCCCUCCAGCCCCAUACACAACUGGGAGAUGAAUUACCAAGAGGCAGCAAUCUACCUCCAGGAAGGCGAGAACAACGACAAGUUCUUCACUCACCCCAAGGAUGCCAAGGCGCUGGCGGCCUACCUCUUUGCACACAAUCACCUCUUCUACCUGAUGGAGCUGGCCACAGCCCUGCUGCUGCUGCUGCUCUCCCUGUGCGAGGCCCCCGCCGUCCCCGCACUCCGGCUCGGCAUCUAUGUCCAUGCCACCCUGGAGCUGUUCGCCCUGAUGGUGGUAGUAUUUGAACUCUGCAUGAAGUUACGCUGGCUGGGCCUCCACACCUUCAUCCGGCACAAGCGGACCAUGGUCAAGACCUCGGUGCUGGUGGUGCAGUUUGUCGAGGCCAUUGUGGUGUUGGUACGGCAGAUGUCCCAUGUGCGGGUGACCCGAGCACUGCGCUGCAUUUUCCUGGUGGACUGUCGGUAUUGCGGUGGCGUCCGGCGCAACCUGCGGCAGAUCUUCCAGUCCCUGCCGCCCUUCAUGGACAUCCUCCUGCUGCUGCUGUUCUUCAUGAUCAUCUUCGCCAUCCUCGGUUUCUACUUGUUCUCCCCUAACCCUUCAGACCCCUACUUCAGCACCCUGGAGAACAGCAUUGUCAGUCUGUUUGUCCUUCUGACCACAGCCAAUUUCCCAGAUGUGAUGAUGCCCUCCUACUCCCGGAACCCCUGGUCCUGCGUCUUCUUCAUCGUGUACCUCUCCAUCGAGCUGUAUUUCAUCAUGAACCUGCUUCUGGCUGUGGUGUUCGACACCUUCAAUGACAUUGAGAAACGCAAGUUCAAGUCUUUGCUACUGCACAAGCGAACCGCUAUCCAGCAUGCCUACCGCCUGCUCGUCAGCCAGAGGAGGCCCACCGGCAUCUCCUACAGGCAGUUUGAAGGCCUCAUGCGCUUCUACAAGCCCCGGAUGAGUGCCAGGGAGCGCUAUCUUACCUUCAAGGCCCUGAAUCAGAACAACACACCCCUGCUCAGCCUAAAGGACUUUUACGAUAUCUACGAAGUUGCUGCUUUGAAGUGGAAGGCAAAGAAAAACAGAGAGCACUGGUUUGAUGAGCUUCCCAGGACGGCGCUCCUCAUCUUCAAAGGUAUUAAUAUCCUUGUGAAGUCCAAGGCCUUCCAGUAUUUCAUGUACUUGGUGGUGGCAGUCAACGGGGUCUGGAUCCUUGUGGAGACAUUUAUGCUGAAAGGUGGGAACUUCUUCUCCAAGCACGUGCCCUGGAGUUACCUCAUUUUUCUAACUAUCUAUGGGGUGGAGCUGUUCCUGAAGGUCGCCGGCCUGGGCCCUGUGGAGUACUUGUCUUCCGGAUGGAACUUGUUCGACUUCUCCGUGACAGUGUUUGCCUUCCUGGGACUGCUGGCACUGGCCCUCAACAUGGAGCCCUUCUAUUUCAUCGUGGUCCUGCGCCCCCUCCAGCUGCUGAGGUUGUUUAAGUUGAAGGAGCGCUACCGCAAUGUGCUGGACACCAUGUUCGAGCUGCUGCCCCGGAUGGCCAGGCACUUUCCAGUUGGUGAACCGACCAGGGGCAUGGCCCUGCAGUCAGCCCCGCGGGUCCGAGGAGGCCGGGGCUGCAGAGGAGCCGUUCCCUCCUGCCGGCCCCGCGUCACCCUGCCCCUGUCGCCCCACAGCCUGGGCCUCACCCUGCUCAUCUUUUACUACUCCUUCGCCAUCGUGGGCAUGGAGUUCUUCUGCGGGAUCGUCUUCCCCAACUGCUGCAACACGAGUACAGUGGCAGAUGCCUACCGCUGGCGCAACCACACCGUGGGCAACAGGACCGUGGUGGAGGAAGGCUACUAUUAUCUCAAUAAUUUUGACAACAUCCUCAACAGCUUCGUGACCCUGUUUGAGCUCACAGUUGUCAACAACUGGUACAUCAUCAUGGAAGGCGUCACCUCUCAGACCUCCCACUGGAGCCGCCUCUACUUCAUGACCUUUUACAUUGUGACCAUGGUGGUGAUGACGAUCAUUGUCGCCUUUAUCCUCGAGGCCUUCGUCUUCAGAAUGAACUACAGCCGCAAGAACCAGGACUCGGAAGUUGAUGGUGGCAUCACCCUUGAGAAGGAAAUCUCCAAAGAAGAGCUGGUUGCCGUCCUGGAGCUCUACCGGGAGGCACGGGGGGCCUCCUCGGAUGUCACCCGGCUGCUGGAGACCCUCUCCCAGAUGGAGAGAUACCAGCAACAUUCCAUGGUGUUUCUGGGACGGCGAUCAAGGACCAAGAGUGACCUGAGCCUGAAGAUGUACCAGGAGGAGAUCCAGGAGUGGUAUGAGGAGCAUGCCAGGGAGCAGGAGCAGCAGCGACAGCUCAGCAGCAGCACAGCCCCCACCGCCCAGCAGCCCCCAGGCAGCCGCCAGCGCUCCCAGACCGUUACCUAGCCCAGCGCCCGAAAGCCGUCUCUUCUAUGCAAUAACACAAUAGUAUUACUCUACUGCGAUGUACGGAACUGCGGUGUGUGUACACAUACUCACGUAUAUGCACAUAUUUAUACACAGGAAGAAAGAAGACAGACAAGAUGGAGCUUGGUUUAUAACCACCUUGCCCUGUCUUCCUUAACUCCAGAAGCCAGUUUGGUGAGGGGUGGGGUGCGGCCACCAGGUCUGAGCUCUUCCUACUGUGGAAGGCUCCAGAAGCCCCUUCACAAGGAGACCCCUCACCUGGAUCCAGUCGACUCUGUGGGGCUUGCCCCCCGCGUGGGCUGGUCUCCACUGGCCACGUCCAAAGCCGUCACUGCUACUGCUUCAGGCUCACGUCCCCCCGACCUGAUGGCGUGCCCGUCCCCUCUCCCUGCGGCCCAUGCCACAGGUUUCUGCGUUUUGCUUUAGGGACAGAACCACUUAGGAAGGAAAGAACUCCCGGUCUCCAGGGUGGUAUUUCAGUGUCUGUGAUAAUGUCAUGCAACACCUCUUCGGGGACCAGUGCCCAGGAUCUAAUGGGAAGCGGAAUUGGGGCGACUGUGCCCAUGUGGCCAGAGCUCAGUUAGCCAGUGCUGGGCAGCCACAGAUUAUACUGACCAAUCUCCUCCCUGGGCUCUGCAAGCCUCCCACCCAGCUUUCUCUGGCUUAAUCCUUGUUGGUGAAAAUCCUUCCACAGUGGCCUCCUUGGGGACCCAGACCCCGGAGGAAGGGGCAUGAGGCAGGAAGUGGGGCCGAUGUCUGCAACCCAGACCACUUUGUGGAAUGGGCUCUCAACCAAAUCCCUUUUUUUGUGAUUUGCCCAUUCAAGCAAAACAACAUUUUGCUUCAUUAAGGAUUGUGCUAAAGCCGAUACCAGGUCCUUCACACGUGUGCACUAGGAACAGGAGCGAACAGCACAGAGAGACGCUCCCGGUGGGACGCAGCAGCCCUGUGGCCCCGGUCCAGCUCCCAGCCACCCUCCCUGGCUCUGCUCACACCAGAGAUUUCGGUAGCAGGAGCGGUUGGUGCAGAAGUAGGUUCAGAUGAACCUCAGUUAACGUCGCCACCCUGCCCUCCCGCCAUAGUACCCUGUAGGAGCCCUGUAUGACAUCUGAGCGUGGUGGAGGUAGGAGGGUUGCCAGCUGCAGUGACCCUGCCACAGAGGCAGGGUCAGUGCAGAGGUCGCUUUGGUUCUGCUUCCCUGGGCCACAGAACGGAACACAGCACAGGAGCCGCAGCGGCAGGAUGGAGGGUGCGGAGGGCAAGGAGUGCACUGCUGGGCAUUCCUGGCCAGCCCCAGCCCUCUGGUGCCUGCUUCCUGUGACUUCAGAAGGCAGGUGGACAGAGGCUCCCUCUGGCCUUGUCCUUUUCUCAGACACAGAACGGGCAGGGUGGCACCCAACCCCAGGGGAGCAGUACCUGGUCCCCCAACCCCUCCUCCCAACCACCUCCAAGGCCAAGCUGGGUCCCAUAGCCAGCACGGCAUGGUUCUCCCCUUCCCCCCUUCCCAGGUCAGGGGAGUUGGACAAGUGGCAGUUGUUUGUUUUUAAAGCACAGCCCUUUGGGGAAGCAACACAUUAUUGAGAAUCACUGUGAUUCCCCCGGGAGUCAGACUGGCUUUGUCCUCAUCCUCUCUGGAGGGCCACGAGCCAUCACCGGGAGCUCCACGUCGAGCCCUAGGCCAGAACCCCCUCCCUUUCACAGAGAGGGAACUUUAUUGCACAAUUGGGUGCCUUUUAGCUUUUGUGUGUUGAAAUGGGCAUUUUGGAAGCAAGGGUCAGGGGACAGCUUCUAAAGGUGUGAGUCUCUGACCUGAGCAUCUGGGCCUUGCCUCGGCCCUUCCUCCCCAGGGGUGGACACCUGGAGGGGCCAGCAGUGCCCCGGGGUCUGCCCAGGGGAGUCGAGGCCCCCAGGUGGGAGGGCCUAUUCCAGGAGGAGUGGGACCUCGGCCGUCCAGAGCGAGUUAAUGUGUCCAUCCGCCCAACCCUGUCCUGAGAAAGGACCUGGUUUUGGCCAGGACCCAACAAAUGCCCAAUGGCAGCAGUGUCAACAGACGAGAGUCCAGCCAGGGUGGGUGCCCUUGUCAUUGAGGUUAGGGACAGCAAUCCCCAGGUUAUGCCUGGCCCCACCCAGCAGGGAGUUGGGGUCCCCCCACAGGCUGUGAGCUGUGGGCCCUGGGAUGUGAUUUAGCUCAGAUGCCCUCUCGUCCUUGAUGUCACGGUUGAGUGCACCCAAGUGGCACCCACUGGCGGCCAGGGGCACAGCCUGGUGGUGGCGGCAAUAGAACUGUGCCCCUCCUCAGCUCCUCGCUUCCCCUCCCACAGCCCCAGCCUUACUCCACCAUGCGGACAAUCAUUUUGUACGGAUCACAGGAGCAAUGCUGUACGGUUUUGUACAUUGGUGGUUUGUUUCCUAGAAAACCCACUGUGUCUCUGGAUUUCUAGCUUAUUAAUAAAAGAGCCUCUGCUUUGUAAA